UCUCCCUUCAUCCUGGUCCACAACAAAAUGUCUCCUGAUUGAAAAGCUGCAUUGUGCCUGACAGGAGGGGCUAGAGGGCCUAUGAUAAUUCACACACAUCGAGAUGGAUGCCCCACAGGCUUUUGUGGAGGAAAUAGAUUUCAACGAACUCCAAUGUCAUGAGGUGGUUGGGAAAGGUGCCUUUGGUGUGGUUAGUCGAGCGAAAUGGCGUGGUAAAGAAGUAGCUGUGAAGCUCAUCGAGACAGAGUCGGAGAGGAUUGCUUUCAUUACUGAGCUGAAACAGCUUUCUCGUGUCAAUCACCCAAAUAUUGUCAAACUAUAUGGUGCCUGUACGAAACAACCCGCGGUUUGUUUAGUAAUGGAGUAUGCAGAAGGGGGAUCUCUCUACAACGUCCUCCACGGUACUGGUCCCCAACCUGCCUAUACCGCGGCCCAUGCCAUGAGCUGGGCGCUCCAGUGUGCCAAAGGAGUCGAGUAUCUCCAUAACAUGAAGCCUAAAGCUCUCAUCCACAGAGAUAUGAAACCACCAAAUUUGUUAUUAAUCAUGGGUGGUACCGUCCUGAAGAUCUGUGACUUUGGCACGGCGUGUGAUAUACAGACACACAUGACCAACAACAAGGGAAGUGCCGCCUGGAUGGCUCCAGAGGUAUUCGAAGGUAGUAACUACAGUGAAAAGUGUGAUGUAUUCAGCUGGGGAAUCAUCCUUUGGGAAGUGAUUACAAGAAGGAAACCAUUUGAUGAGAUUGGCGGCCCGGCCUUCAGGAUUAUGUGGGCGGUACAUAAUGGUACCCGGCCACCGCUAGUACGUAACUUGCCCAGACCACUUGAGCUGCUCAUGACCAGAUGCUGGUCAGGGAACCCAACAGAACGGCCGUCCAUGGCAGAAGUUACGAGAAUCAUGUCCCACUUAUUUCAGUUUUUUGAGGGUGCUGAAAAGCCGUUAGUUUACCCACAUUAUGAGGAUGAAGAUGAUGUUGGUUCACCUGAUUUUUCCUUCAACACACCAGCAUCAGUAUUCUAUAACACGCCACCAAACAACGUCAUCACGUCGUUUACCCCGCAGACAUCCGAGUCGAGGUCUGAGACACUGAUCAGUGACACAGUACGCCACCACUUGGACAGGAACGAUGAUCAACAACAGAUGUCCCCUCCACCACUCCCACCCCGCGCAAACCCCCCACAGGGGGAGCAGACGCGACAGAUGAGUGCGCCACCAUCCUUGGCAGCCAGUCGCGAGAGUCUGUACGAAGGUCAUGUCCGCAGUCCGAGGUCAGGCACACCUGUUGACCCCCACCUGAAGCGAUACUCCGCGGAUAUGAGCAGAUUUGACGGCGAUAUCAUGACACAGGGAAGCAGCGGAAGUGGAAGUAGUAGCGAGUCACACAAAGGCCAUCGUAGGGCGGGCUCAUAUGGUACGCCCUCAAUGUUUUCCUCUGCCGGACUCCCCAAAGCGUCGCAAGGAAGAGGCCACAGAAGGGGUGGAUCUGAUGAAGUCUCACAGAUACGAUUCGAGCAUAGAAGUUCUCCAGUGUUUGUAAAUACCACACCUACCCUACCCCAUACAGGGCCUCUCUCAGUCAGCCCGGUCCACCAUGUCAGCACUUACCCUGGCACUCUCAGUCAGGCCUCCCAGGAAACAACCCCACCCCCUAUUAGGUCCUUCUCGUACCAGCCACCACAAACUACGGAACCAGUUCAACCCCAUAAUUCCCGAGCAGCUUCAUGGACGUCAGAAAUGUCAGUGGGGCCGGUAACCAUGGUAACUGGAGGAAACCAGACGUCUGUUUCCCAACCGCGACCUAUCAAUCAAAUUGUAGGUACAGGAAUGUCUAAUGCAGACUCAUUUGCCAUGAACCUAGUGUACCAGUCACUUGAUCACCAGUUACAGCCCUUGGCCCCUUGUCCUACUAGUCGGGAAUCAAUGGAAAUUUUUGACCAACAUUGCAAGCUUGCUCAAGAAUAUUUGAAAGUUCAGACAGAAAUGGCACUAUUAACACAGAGAAAAAAUGAUUUAAUAAAAGAAUUUGAAAUGGACGAGAAAAAUCAACAAAGUAGUACACGUCUCGCUGAGGAGUAUAAACUUCUUCUCCAGGAAAAUGAAAGUCUGCUUUUACUGCAUAAAAACCUGAACAAACAAGUUGAGCAGGUGCGACAGAUGCAACAGAAAAAGAGAUGAGCUGGCCAUUUGAGUGUAAAUAUUAGUAUUGUGAGGUACUGAUACUAAAGUGCCAUGUUAAAUCUUGGUCCAGAUGCUGACUGGAAUGUGGUUCUUCUGCAAGAGGAUGGCAGAUCAUAUUAUCAAUGACAGUGUACAGGACUGGACUGGAAUGUGGUUCUUCUGCGAGAGGAUGGCAGAUCAUAUUAUCAAUGACAGUGUACAGGACUGGACUGGAAUGUGAUUCCCUUGUGAGAGGGGAUGACAGAUCAUAUUAUCAAUGACAGUGUACAGGACUGGACUUAAUUGCUGAUUGUAAUAUUCUGAACUGAGCUUGGACAGACAACUAGGAGUUAAAUCUGUUCUCAAACUGCUGCCAUCAUGUUGUUCACUUGGCUCGAUUAGCCUCCAAUAAUACCACAAUUGUGAUCCUCUUCAUCGAAAAAAAAAAUGUAAAAGAAGAUAUUGUGAUGAAAAAACUGUGGGAUGGUUUCACCAAAUCUAACUGGAUGAUGGUUACACCGAAUCUAGCUAGAAGAUGGUUUCAUCAAAUCUAGCUGGAUGAUGGUUUCACCGAAUUCACAUUACAACAUUCUAUUGGUACACAUACUGUGAGAAAAUGGCGUCCAGAACUCGGUGGAUUUUAAUAUUAUUUUGUGCUUUCAUUUGUUAUGUAUAAAGGAGUCUGUCUGCCUGAAUGAUUUUUUGCGGCCAGUGAAAAGAUUAACAGGGAUCAUGAUAAAAUAUUAUAGAAGUGCUGCUUCGAUGGUCUCAUAAUAAUGGCAUGAAAUAUGCACACAUUGUUGAUAAAAAAGUCCAAAAUAUUUACGAAAUGUCUGCAGAUUCUGUUGAAGCAGGUCUUCAUUUACAAUCAUGACCUACAUCAUACUUAUAUUUUAUGGUGUUAAUCAAAAAAAAAAAUAUAUGGAUAUAUUUUUCUGCCUAAUUUCCUUUUUGAGUUACAUAUUUUGUUCUAGCUUAUUUGUGAAAUGUAACUUUUCAAACAUUUUGGGACGUACCUGGUAUCGAAUUUAACAACUAUAUGAGAAUUGUGAAAUAUAGCUGUAGUGGUGUUCUGUGUACAUUUUCUGUAGUAUGGUAAAAGUUUGAAAGUUUUGAAUGGAAUCCAAUGCUUUCUGAUUACAUUGAUGGAGUUUUCUGUCGGAAUAUUUACACUGAUGGACAGACAUUCUGAGUUCUCUGUCGGAAUAUUUACACUGAUGGACAGACAUUCUGAGUUCUCUGUCAAUUUUUUUACAUCAACUGAAAGACAUUAUUGUUUCUAGCAUUUUCUAGCCUUAUACUGUUUUUACUGCUAUUGUUUAAGCACUUCAUGUCUGAACAGUUGUUGUGUGGAAAAAAAGAAAUGAAUUGUUCUGUAAGGAGGAAUCAGCCGAUACGCAUGCAAUAGAUUUGUCUUUCAUUUCAAGUUUUGAUCAUCAUGUUUUAUAUGGUAUAACAUAACUGUAAAUUGUAAAUAAUGACAGAUUUGUAUUUAAAAUACACAAUAAAAUUAUGGAAUCUAU
Messenger RNA from Pecten maximus, 3681 nucleotides. Its product is annotated as mitogen-activated protein kinase kinase kinase 7-like. Gene Ontology annotation, biological process: JNK cascade; protein phosphorylation; positive regulation of canonical NF-kappaB signal transduction. Gene Ontology annotation, molecular function: ATP binding; MAP kinase kinase kinase activity; magnesium ion binding. The transcript is spliced from 19 exons. Lineage: Eukaryota; Metazoa; Mollusca; Bivalvia; Pectinida; Pectinidae. Bases 104 to 2176 code for a protein of 690 amino acids. The record is from RefSeq and is a predicted model, not a curated record.